CCUUACUUCUCACCCUUAGUUAGUGUCAAGUGUGUCUUUAGUGAACAAGGGAACUACCUCAUAUCUACCAUGGUGCUUGGAGACCUCCCCUCACACUUAGAGACACAGGAAGCGCUAUAGGAGGAGGAGGAGGAGGAGAGGGAAGAAGAGGAAGAGGAGGAGGAGAAGGAGAAGGAGAAGGACUCUCUUCUCUCCUUCCUUCCUUCCUUCCUUCCCCCCCUUUAUCAGGCGGAGGUGAAAACAUGGUUUGUCAAAGGAUAAUUAUGGGUUGGCCUGGGUCAUACUGGGUCAGCGUCUGUCACGUGAUCUUGCUGUCGACCGGCGUGACCCUAGCUCUGACCUCGCAGGAAGGUGGAACGGUGCUCCAUGAGGUGCUGGCGGGACGGCAGGUGUAUGUUUACCGUUCCUACAAGGACGUCCAGAUCUUCCACUUUUCUGUGCCACCUCACGUCUCCGUUGCACACUUCAACUUUACAGCCAAUGACACCCUUGCUUGCGAUGCCCGUAAUAUUACUGCCUUUCUGCAGGCCCAGAGCUACCCUGUGGUGAACCCCGAUGGUGCAGAGUUUCCAUCUGGCAUGUGGAUCAACCGGUCACACGUGUACGAGGUGCACCUGCGCUCGGACCUUAAGCCAGCCCUACUCUCCGUCCCUUUCCCUGUCGCUGGGGAUUGGUUCAUGGUGGCCUUUAUCAAUGAUACAUCCAACCGCAUAACUCAGGCUGGCCUGUUUCCAUCGUGCCACUCGUGGUUGCAGAGCGAGGUGGAAUAUCGGCAGGAGGACCAGAUUACCACCGUUGUGCCUGAGAUCCACUCCCACCAAGAGAUUCAGCUCUACCAGAAAGUGGAAGGCUCGGAAUAUUACAGAUUUUAUGUGCCGUCAUCAACGUGGCUUGUGGUUGUGAACAUCAGCAAAUGUGUUGUGUUGGAUGAUGGAGAAGGGUCUCCUUCUUGCCCCAUAGAUGUAGGCUUCCGAACAAGAGCCUUGCCUGACCUGAAUUCUACAGACACAGUUGUACACAACUGUGCUGAUGAUGGUGCGGUGUGCACACUUGAGGUCGUCCCCGAGGAAGAGGCAUGGCACUAUAUUCAGCUCAGCACUCAUCAAGCUGCUGUUCAGCUUAGCAUGGCUGUCAAAUUCUAUAUGUGUGAUGAACCAGGUGGGAGCAGUUACCACUUGCUGAGUCGAUUGUACCUGAACCAGCUGUGCAGCGAGGGGAGCAGCAUACAAAACCUCCCUUUGAUGUCCAAUGACACAGCCAAUGAGGUAAACAGCACAAUUGAAUCAGAGGAGAAUGCUGACAAUAUGGAGUCACGUCGUAUUCUGUUCAUGCCAUCGGUGAAGAGAAAGAGGAACCUGCAAGAUGGUUGUUGGCCAAGGCAUAAUUUAGUGAAAAAGACAUUUGGGGGGAACUUUGUCUUCGAAUUUGACCUUCCGCCAGACGAGAAUGGAUCAGUUCCCCUCUUACUGAAUAUCACCAAUGACUCUCCCACCCUUCUCACCUUCAACUUAGAGCCCAUCAUAGACAUCGGUGGAACACUUUCCGUGGAGCUGGCUGUUUCCCCAUUCAUGAACAUAACCCUCCACAACUUCACUGUGGAUGCUUGUGUGAGCCGCGGCAAGCGCAAAGAGCCAAAUCUUGAUGCAGAUGCUGAGUUCAAGUGUCCUCGUGGUCAUGGUCUCCAUGUUAACACCUCAAGCCUGUCUGCGGCUGCCACCUCAGUCUUGAUUCCGUUCCCUGAGCCUGGGCCUUGGUACCUAACUCUCCGUUCAGGUUGUUACCUCUCCAAUGCAAGUGAGGUGACCGAAUGUACUGUUAAUGAGACUACAGUGCUCUUCAGCAUCACUUCAGCCUCGUGUCUGCAUGGGAAAUGUGGCAGAUAUGGGUCUUGCUAUCAAUAUAUUUCUGGGGGAUUCAUAUUUUCUACUUGUGUCUGUGAUGCAGGCUACCGUGGGUGGGCAUGUACAGACAAAUCUCAAGCCAUGGCUAAUUGGCAACUGAUCCUGGCCACACUACUGCUUACACUGUCGAAUCUCUUCUUCUUGCCGGCAAUCAUCCUGGCACUGAAGCGACGGUACUUUGCGGAAGCUGUCGUGUAUGCCUUUACCAUGGUCUUCUCAACGUUCUACCAUGCGUGUGACCAGCAGCCGUACAACUUCUGCCUGAUGCGCCUGAGUGUCAUGCAAUUCUGCGACUUUUAUUCAGCCAUCCUUUCCUUUUGGGUCACCCUCAUCGCCAUGGCUGACCUGCCCCACUCGCUCUACUCGUUCCUCCACGUGGCUGGUGCUCUGGUGGUUGCCUUGGGAGUGGAGUAUGACCGCACGGGGCUGUGGGUGUUUGUUGUCCCUUCGGCUUCAGCCUUCUUGAUAAUGGUUGCCUCAUGGGUAUGGCACUGCAAACACCUGCACAGCUGCUAUCCAACCAAGUGGUAUUGGCUGACGUGUCUCCUGCCGGGAGUGCUCCUUUCCGCCACUGGCCUCUUCUGUUAUGCGUUCCUAGAGACCCAUGACAACUACUACUAUGUGCAUUCAGUGUGGCAUGCGACCAUGGCCCUUGCGAUCCUCUGCCUUUUGCCGCCGCGGAGAGAGAAAGAUGAGAGAGGCGAUGGUGAGGAGGUGGAGCCACUGCCUGUUUGCGAGGCCCAGCCCCACUUUAUAGAGGCACAGGCGUACUCUCCUGUCCCCUAGGCCAACCACCCAAAGUCUCGCUCGUCCCCAGAUUCCCCGCAUUGCUCUGUCCCACGUGCGACUUCCCUUCCCAGACCUCCCCCUCUGCCGGUAUCCCGUGCCACUUCUACGCCACAUCCUACUCUCCCUUGUCUGUCCCUGAUGUGGCUCUCGAUAUAUCUCCCUUACCUUUUCUUUGUUUUCCUCCCCAUUCUGCUCUCAAAUUUGGGCCCCCCCUCAUUCUCAAAUUCCCGGUUCUUGCUUUUCAUAGCAAAUGUAUUGCAGUCCAUCGGAUAUUGGGUAUUAAAUUUUAUGCCGUAUACGGUAAUGAUUACAUCUAGUGCAUUCAUAAACUGUGGAAUUUUGUUGAUUUUUAGACAUACUGAUACACAGUUUUCUUGUGCACACACACACACACACACACACACACACACACACACACACA
Molecule: messenger RNA, 3111 nt
Organism: Penaeus vannamei (Pacific white shrimp)
Lineage: Eukaryota; Metazoa; Arthropoda; Malacostraca; Decapoda; Penaeidae
Source: RefSeq, a predicted model, not a curated record